AGCUAGAAGGGGAGGCUGCUUCUUAUCACUCUAAGCCUUAUAGAAAUGUAUCAGGGAGUAGGAGGCAAUCCCUAAGCAAGAGCUGCUUGUAAAUUGCAAUUGUAGGAUCUAGCAAACUAACAGGCCCUUGUUACCCAAACCAUCAACUUUCCUGCUCUGCAAUUCUAUCAUUAUUUGCUCUGGGAUUUUUCUUUUGUCACUUACAAACCCAUCAAGCCUGUUUCCUGGACUGCUGGUAGUGAGAACAGAGCUUUUUCCAGUGGUGCUAACUCCCCAUCCCCGCAAGUGAAAGGAUCCUCUUCUCUAUUUCUCUUUUCCUUGCAGGACUUUGGGACUCAUUGAUGCACCCAUUUCAGUGGUGUAACGGAUGCUUCUGUGGUUUGGGGCUGAUUUAUACCAAUAAAUCGUGCACAAUGCCUCCCAUCACCUUCCAGGAUCUACCGCUGAAUAUCUACAUGGUCAUUUUUGGCACCGGCAUCUUUGUCUUUGUGCUCAGCCUCAUCUUCUGCUGCUACUUCAUCAGCAAACUUCGGCAUCAGGCACAGAGUGAAAGAUUUGGAUACAAGGAGGUGGUCUUGAAAGGUGAUGCCAGGAAGUUAAAUUUGCAUGGGCAGACCUGUGCCGUCUGCCUGGAAGACUUUAAAGUGAAAGAUGAGCUGGGAGUGUUGCCAUGCCAACAUGCCUUCCACAGAAAGUGUCUAGUGAAAUGGCUGGAGGUUCGCUGUGUCUGUCCCAUGUGCAACAAGCCCAUCACAGGCCCCACGGAGCCUCACCAAGGCAUUGGGACACUCCUGGAUGAGCUGGUGUGAGGGCCUCUUUUCUCCCCCAGAAAGCCAAACAGCCAUGCAGACGGACCUUUUCCUGGUGAUCUCUGCACUUAACCCCUCCACCCACCUCUCCUGUGGAUUGCUAAGCCAGCAGCCCGUGAUACCUCCUGCCAUGGGCAUAUGGCCCCCUCGUAACCCCUGGGACAGAUCCAUUGCCAUGAGCGCAGGAGGAAAGCGAGCUGCGUCCCCCGUGAAGUACACAGAGAAGGAGGGGUUGGCCCAACUCUGGGGUCAGUGGGACCUGAACGUCAAACUGCUGCAUGAUGCAUGAAGGGCCUGGGAGACUUAAUUGUGCCCCUUCCUAGCUGAUCUUGCAUGGACGUCUGAUUCCUUGGCACCAGGCUUCUGAAACUGGAUAUUCCUUGCAGAGACCACCCCGUUCAGGGUGGGAAGCAAGGCAGGAGCCUCCUCCCCAACGCCCCAGGGACUGUGGUUCAAACCUACCUGCCACUGCUGUUCUUAAUAGGUUUACUAUAACCCUCUUUCAAAACCAGAACUUACAUUUAGGGCCUUAACUCUUCCAUAGGUCCCUUCUAAAGGCCAAAGCUUUAGCUCUACUACAGCCAGCCAGGAAUUGUCCCCUGACUGCUGGAACCACAGUACUGAUUCUUAUCUAUGGCCCAUUGAUGGGAUCUCUUUGUCUUAAAAAAUAAUAGUCAGUGUUUACAUAGGGCCUGAACAAAAACAGAAGCCACAGAGGGCAUGUUAUGACUGAUUAGAUCCUGUUGGCAGAGCUGGACUGUUGCAAGAGUGGGAGGGGUGUUUAGGGAACCACAGCUGGGGGGCAGGGAAAUGCCCCAUGUUGGACAUUAAUAUUCCUUUCUUGUGUCAGGCUAGCAAGACCUUUUAGCAGCUGGUGGAGAUGGUUUGGAGAUGUUUCAAAUACAAAGCAAGUUUUUCUUUUGAAUUAUUUUUAAUUUAAACUUGGAGGGUGUUUUUUUUAUUUUGUUUUUAAAGUCACCUCAGAAUUUCCUUCCAGCUCAGAUUGCGCAAAACAGUAAAACCGCUCUGAGAUAUUCUGUUUUGUACGUUGAAAGUGAACUGUAACUGUUUGCAUAAGGCAGAAAGUUUGGGGAGAGGGAGGGACUGAUGGGUGGAAAAUCCAGUCUGGAUUCCCCCACCUCCUCCCCACUAUGUUGCACUGUAAAUAAUAAUUUUGUAUGUAUUAAUUUCCUGACUGCCUCAGGCUUCCUAUACACCCCUGAGGAUGGGGAUUUACAGUUUUAUGUAAAACAAUAAUUAAACUGAAGACAUCUCAGUCUAAAUUGUGAAUGUUUGUUGCUAGCAAGGGGGUGGGGGGUCUGGCAGUAAGUUCUCAAAGCAUAAAGAUGUCUUUUCUUUGGACACACAAAGUUGUGUGUGUCCAAAGGGGGGUCCUCUAUAAACAUUCACA
Molecule: messenger RNA, 2220 nt
Organism: Dermochelys coriacea (leatherback sea turtle)
Lineage: Eukaryota; Metazoa; Chordata; Testudines; Dermochelyidae
Gene: RNF122
Product: ring finger protein 122
Exons: 6
Coding region: 342-809 (155 amino acids)
Source: RefSeq, a predicted model, not a curated record